This is a messenger RNA of Patiria miniata (bat star), 3221 nucleotides long. It is a transcript of the gene wdr59, whose product is annotated as GATOR complex protein WDR59-like. The transcript is spliced from 24 exons. The record is from RefSeq and is a predicted model, not a curated record. Bases 42 to 3017 code for a protein of 991 amino acids. NCBI's taxonomy places the organism in Eukaryota, Metazoa, Echinodermata, Asteroidea, Valvatida, Asterinidae. Gene Ontology annotation, molecular function: protein binding.
CUCUUUAUAAUCACAGCAGGCUAGCUAAAAUAAAAGUCAAGAUGGCGGCGCACUGGAGCAACGAAAAUGUGUCGGUUGAUUACUUUCGAGAGUCUCAGGCCACAGCGAUGGCGGUGGACAGCACAGGGGAGUUUGCCCUUCUGGCUGGGCGGCGAGGGUUGGACCUCAUCAACCUGGACAAUCCUGGCGUCCACUAUCCCAGGGUCAAGAGGAAGGGCAUGAUGAAAUGGGACAUUAGCGUGGUGGAAUGGAACCCUCACUAUGGCCGACACAAGGAGUUUGUCACAGCGUCCAACCAAGUGGCUGAUCUGUACGCUAAGCGUGAGGGAGAUUGGUUUCAAGAACACUCAUUGAAGGCGCAUACAAGAGCCAUUAGUGAUCUGAACUGGUCGGUGUAUGAGCCAGACUUGCUGGCGACCUGCUCUGUGGAUACAUACAUCUAUCUGUGGGACACCAGGGAACCUAAGAAGCCGUCACUAGCAUUCUCAACAUUCGCUGGAGCUGCCCAAGUGAAGUGGAAUAAGAGAAACAUUAACUACUUAGCCACAGUGCAUGAGGGAGACAUCAGACUGUGGGAUAAAAGGAAAAACAGCCAGGCAGUGCAGUAUAUCUCAGCCAGUCUGAGUAAGAUCCAUGGCUUGGACUGGGAUCCUGGCAGCGAGAACUUCCUGGUAACAGCAAGUCAAGACUGCACAGCAAAGUUCUGGGAUGUCCGUGAUCCUAAAAAGACAAUUUUGGAGCUGAGAACAAACACCCCGCUGUGGAGGGCAAGAUACACGCCCUUUGGUGAUGGUCUAGUCACGGCCACUGUCCCCCAGCUGAGACGUGGGGAGAAGAGUCUACUUCUCUGGAGCCAGUCUAACCCCGUUGGAGCCAUACAUUCCUUCACCGGUCACACGGAUGACGUACUGGACUUCCAGUGGAGAACGCACAAAGAAGGCUCAAAUGAUUUUCAGUUGAUCACAUGGUCCAGGGAUCACAGUUUAAGGAUAUGGCGUGUGGAGCCACAUCUUCAGAAGCUGUGCGGAGUGGACAUCCCAGAGCCAGUCUCGCCCCAGGACCCUCUCAUCAGUAGCUUUGAGCUGGUAGGAACCCCCAAGGAUCCCCAGAUGCCCCUGAAUGGUAUCGGUUCCUCUGGAGGCACCCCUGCCUCUACACCAGGAGCUCUCAACGAACCCCUGGUCGCAAACGGUUCUGGGGGUGUUAUUGGCAGUCCCGAGACCACUACUUCAGUGGGAUUGUUGGCUAGCGGUAGCUAUAGUCAGAAGCCCUCGCUUCUGGAGCAAGAGUUUGCCUCAGUGAAAAUCAACCUUCCUAAUGUCACCAUUCAAAAGAUGGAUGUUGAGGGUCAGUUUUGCACAAUAACAGCAUUCUCCCACCGUCACAUCCUCAUCAUGAAAAUAUUCUUCCCGCCCUCCUACCCAGAGAAGGCCACGCCCAAGCUAGUCUUUCUUCCAGCCACCACACUGGAUAGUACUGUCAAGCAUAAACUCUUAAAGAUUCUAGAAGACACAUGCAUACGUCAAAUGGAGAAUAACAAGCUUUGUCUGGAAGCCUGCCUACAACAACUUUCUGUCAGUAUUGACGGAAUGAAGUUGACAUCAGAGAUUCCAUCAGAGCCCCCUACACCCCCAGCAUCCUCUAGCUACAAGCAGACGUCGUCAUUACCGAGUACUUAUGGCAGCUAUCUGGAUAACCACAUUCCAUUCCCGAGAACAUCAGGAGCAAGAUUCUCUGGCGUCGAUAAGUUGGUUGUAUUUCUUCGACCAGGCACUAUUAAGAAAAGUGGUAGUCAUCACACCACACCAAGGGCCCUGUCAUCUCUGAGCACGCUCAACUUGUUAAAGCCAUUACCCAUAGGGCCAGGCCCUAGCAGCCAAUCGCCAGAGGUCUUGCCAUCACUAUUGCGCAACUUCUACAAAGAGAGGGAAAAGAAACAGCGCCGGAUCGGUAAGCAUCGCAAGAAGACCUUUGGUUCUGACCCCUCACUGCCUUCCAAAUCCUCCACCACUACUGGUAGUGCCACGGCUAGCAGCCUUGUUGUUCUGUACAGCGCAGUGGGUCUGACACCGGUACACCAAGAACUGGCCAAGAAAUACCAGUUUAUAAGACACAACAUUCCCCUGAUGUGCACCUUGAAUGCUGAAGCAGCCGCCUCCGUUGGAAGGACAGACCUUGUGCAGGUGUGGUCUUUAGCUGCACUAUCCAAUAGCAGUGAGUUGCAGCCUGACUCUGAUGCCGACGGGGAAACGCCGUGGGCCCAACAUCCAUUUGGGCGACAGCUGCUACAAACAUUAUUUGACCAUUAUAGUAGCCUGCAUGACGUCCAGACUCUGGCCAUGCUCAGCUGUGCUUUCGGUUCCAUCUCAAUCCAACCCAGUCUGCCAGCUGGAGGCAGCAGCCAAUCACAGGACGUCAAAAGUUAUCUUGUGACAGACAGCUCAGAUCCAAUCUUCACCAAGGAAUGGUCCAAUGAAAAGUCGACCCAGGGGAUGAGUUUCUCAGAGUCGCCUGACGAUUAUCGCUUCGGUGAGAACAGAGACCCGGAACAGAUUGAGAAAGAGCAACACCGUCUCAGCACAAGACUGUUGGAGCCUUGUCUAACUGCCCAGUUUGAUGCCUUCAAGAGGAGCUAUGCUGACAUCCUGUAUCGAUGGAGACUUCUCAAUGAAAGAGCCCAGGUUCUCAACUAUGUGUCUUGCCCAUCUCAUACUAAAAUCGACCUCUCCUUUUCUGAUUUUGGAGUGAUAUGCCAGAAAUGCAACAAGCGAUCCUACAAGGUGCAGUGUGAACACUGUCGGAGUUACAGCUUCCAAUGUGCAAUAUGCCACACGGCUGUCAAAGGGUCCUCAAGUUUUUGUCUGGCGUGCGGUCACGGUGGGCAUACCAGCCACAUGCUACAGUGGUUCAAGACAGAAGACGUUUGCCCAACAGGCUGUGGCUGCCAAUGUCAGGCAAAUACCAAGCUAGUGUGUGAGAAGAGUCCACUGUCCACGGAUCCAGUAGUUACUAGGUGACGACUCACGUCCAAAAAGGAAAAUGCUGAGUAGAUGAGGAGGCCAUUCAAUGCACCAAGAUUUAUUUUCUACAGACACUCAGCGAAAUCAUCAGUCCCUUUUUUAAUAAUGUGGUGCUUAUGUAGCACUUCAUACCAAAAUGUUAAAGCUAGAGUCCAUCAUUUGCAGCCAUCCGAAAGUAACUGGCGUAAUUAUUGUUGAAAA